CCUGACAAACACCUCCAUCAUCACUCCUCCGCCCUCAUCGCAUCUCAUCAACAUCCUCACAUGCCCGUUCUUCCCGUCAUCUCCCGGCGAAUGGCCCCCGCGCCUCCCGCGUCCUUUGUCCUCCUCGCGGCUCCUUUGUCUUUGGUGCCGCUCUGUCCACCAGCCCAAUCGCACCAACUCCCUUUUCGGUGCCCGACAGCAGCGACCUUCCACGCAUUUCGCCCUCCUGGCUCGUCAGACCUGGCCGGCCCUGCCCUGCACCAGUCUCCUUUCCUCGCCCUCCCCUUUUCUCUGCCCUCUCGCUGCUCGCCACUCUCCCUGGGACUCCUCUCCUUUCGGGGCAUCAUUCUUGACUUCCUGACCACCACCUUGCCUUUGGGUCCUCCUCGUUCUAUCUGUCUCUCCAGCUUCAAUACGGCCUCGUCCUAAUUCUCGAUCAGCUGCGGCUAUUGAGCCAAACGAACAAUCACCAGCAGCAAGACCCCCCCCCGCUUUGCCACUGUCUCUCACUCCUCCCAGCGAU
Molecule: messenger RNA, 523 nt
Organism: Polychytrium aggregatum
Lineage: Eukaryota; Fungi; Chytridiomycota; Chytridiomycetes; Polychytriales
Exons: 1
Coding region: 61-429 (122 amino acids)
Source: RefSeq, a predicted model, not a curated record